AUUUACAUGAAACAAUUUGUUCUAAUUGUAAUGAAUUUUGGAUUUUAUUCAAGGAUUUAUAUGAUAUACUUGGUGAAACUUCAAAAAAUAUAUUAGAAGAUGCUCAAGAUAAACUAAUUUAUUAUCUUAGUCACCAAACUCGAAAG
Entrophospora candida is the source of this 146-nucleotide messenger RNA. The record is from the annotation of a GenBank genome assembly. Lineage: Eukaryota; Fungi; Glomeromycota; Glomeromycetes; Entrophosporales; Entrophosporaceae.